This is a messenger RNA of Ornithodoros turicata, 5440 nucleotides long. RefSeq names its product alpha-1,6-mannosyl-glycoprotein 2-beta-N-acetylglucosaminyltransferase-like. Gene Ontology annotation, biological process: protein N-linked glycosylation; oligosaccharide biosynthetic process. The record is from RefSeq and is a predicted model, not a curated record. Gene Ontology annotation, cellular component: Golgi stack; Golgi membrane. The coding region runs from base 236 to 1531 and encodes 431 amino acids. Gene Ontology annotation, molecular function: alpha-1,6-mannosylglycoprotein 2-beta-N-acetylglucosaminyltransferase activity. The transcript has 10 exons. NCBI's taxonomy places the organism in Eukaryota, Metazoa, Arthropoda, Arachnida, Ixodida, Argasidae.
ACUAGCUGUCAGGCCGAACGUUGUUGCUUUUGCGAAACAAAAAGUUGAGUGGUUGGAGUGGCUUUUUCGCUGCUCGCCUUUCAACGCAAGGUGGGGGGGAAAUGCAUUGAAUGGGGGCGUGUUUACUGGGAAGCUUGCCGGCAAGAACAACGAUGUCGUAGAGAACCGCGAAGUUCGCACCUUUUCUCCUCGGCAUCUCUCGCAUCACCUAGGGGAGAGCAAUGUGGUGCAAGGAAUGGGGCCGCUGAGCCGUGCGGUGCGGCGGUCCCUGUCUGGUGGCAGGGGUCUUGCCAAGGCUCUGGCUCUGCUCUUUGUCAUUACGAUCGUCUGGCUUCAAGCACGGCUCACAGGGUUAACGGGGGACUCGAUGCCCUUCCUCUUCGAGGACAUUGCGCCGCCGCCCAAUGUAUCUUGGGUGCUCCACAACGCCACGUCGGACACCCUGCGUGCUCUCAGGGCAUACGUGGAUCAAGUCAAUGGGCUUCAGACUGUACACAACUUUGAUACCUAUGGACCCCUUGGUCCAAACGACCCAGUGAUCGUAGUGCAGGUGCACAAUCGAUGGCACUACCUGUUCUCCCUCCUGAGCUCCCUAAAGACUGCCCCAGGCAUCAACCGAACCCUUCUAGUCCUCAGCCAUGACGAGUACAGUCCAGUCAUUGAAACCCUCGCUACACGCGUUACGUUUUGUAAGAUGAUGCAGAUUUUCUUUCCUCAUGCAAUCCAACUUCACCCGAACCUGUUUCCUGGUCAAGAUCCCAAAGACUGCCCUCGAAACAUUAAAAAAGAAGACGCAAUACGUAUAGCGUGCAACAAUGCAAACUACCCCGACAACUUUGGGCAUUAUCGAGAGGCAAAAUUUUCUCAGACGAAACAUCACUGGUGGUGGAAGAUGAACCAAAUUAUGGAUGGCCUGAAUAUCACCCGCAAUCAUCAGGGCCCUUUUAUUCUCCUCGAAGAAGACCAUUACGUUGUUCCAGACUUUUUACACGUCUUGCGACUUAUGGAAGAAAGCCGGGACAGGUGCAAAGGCUGUACAAUGGUAGUACUAGGAACCUACUUAAAAUCUUACAACUACCGGAACACUGGUGAUCAGGCAGAAAUACUUAGGUGGGCUUCAAGCAAGCACAACAUGGGAAUGGUGAUGUACAGGGACCUCUGGACACACAUAAAGCGUAACUGCUCGACCGUAUUCUGCCGCUUCGACGAUUACAACUGGGAUUGGUCCCUGUACCGUGUGAGCAUGGCUUGCCUGUCCGCCCCCAUUCAAGUGAUGGUCAUCAAGUCACCCAGAAUCUUUCAUAUCGGAGAAUGCGGUGUCCACCACAAAGGCAAGGACUGCUCGAGCCAGCGAAUGGUAGAGCAGGCACGACGCGUAAUCUCGUCUGCCCACUCGUACCUAUUCCCGUCCAAGUUGGUUGUGAAAGCCGGCUCCCAGCGGACUGUAAAACCUCCUAAAGGCAAUGGCGGAUGGGGUGACAUCCGUGAUCACCAGCUCUGCCUCAACAGCACGCAGAUUGGUGUCAGGUAAUCAUACGGUAACGGCGAAUGUGCCGUGUACGUCGAGCGCCGAAUUCUUGUCUGUGUCGUCGAACACUAUAUAGGAAUUAAAAAUGCAACAUGUAGCCUAAAACCAGCUCAGAGGGGUGACAAGAAUCAAGAUAGCCUUGCCCUUAGCAGCAUUGUGGACACUAGUCAGAUAUAAUGCCAUUUCCUAAUUCCGUGUGGUUUGUUUCUUGUCCCAGUCGGGUCAUGUUUUUGUAAAGUGCCAGCCAAAAAAAGUGUGACACGUACGAUCUUGCAGUGUUUGCAUUGUUUUUAUGCUACCGAGCAGUUUCAAGUGCUUUGACAAAAGACGACUUCUGGUUUGCAUCAUAGCUGCGGCAUUUAGAGGUGCACGUGCGAUUUGGAAUUGUAAGCGCAGGUAACGUCCCUCAGGUCACUCAAAAUUUCACCUCUAGUCUCAUUUUUAGUUUUAAAGGACAGCUCCGGCCAAAUGCAAUGUCAAAAAUUGGACAUUGCACUUUGUUUUUUGAAAACAGAACCGAAAAGGGCUUAAAACAGCAUUUUGUGAUCUCUGCUCAGGAAUAGAACACACCGCACUUGCUGAACGAUAUCUGCUCUAAACAUAAAGUAUUGAAAAUGGAAUUAUGGUGUUAUCAGCGGUUAGGAGUAUUUAUCAGAAUUCAUAAUCGGUAAUUAUUAGUUGUCACCACAUGCGGUGUUCCUACUGAUGCAGCAGUUCUAUAUUAGUACGAUGCCGUAUCUUUAGCUACCCUUGUGUUUCUGUACCAUACCUCUAUGUACAUGUUCGGAGGAACAGAUAUUUUUGGUUAGUGUCACAAACAAACCUAAUAAUGAAAAAAAAAAAAAACUCUCUCAUUCACUCGAUUCUGAGAAAUAGUGGUAAAGGUUCAGACUGCACGACACAAACAACACACCUGCGAAAAGGCAGUUGGCAAAGAAAAAUCGUAGAGCUUCGAAUGGUUGUGCAGUCCCCCACAUGCAUGGUUACAGAACAGUGUGUCAGCACGCGUGUAAAAACCGGUACAAUCAAUCAAUGUGCACGUGUGCUGCACAGCGGUGGCAUCUCGUGCCACCUGGAAUCCGAGCAACACUGGUUUUGUGGCUGUUCACUCUUAAGUUAGCAGAAGUUCUUUAUAGGCAGCGCUUGCUCAAUAUUUUUGCAGGUACAUGUAUAUAAAAUAACUGUAAUAACUGUUGCAGUCACACUGUAAGUGACCACUUGCCUUUUGGCAGGGGUUGUCCUUUAUUGAGACGGCAUGAUUAUGGCUCCCAGGUUUGCUGCAGCAGCAGCAUUUCAGUCAGUGUGCGAUGAUGUGGUACCACGCAUAUGCUACGAAACGAUAUUUUUUUACAAUGUGUGCACAUGCUUCUUCGACACUUUUGAGGUGUGUCAGUGUAACAUGUACAUAGCAAUCUCGAAACGAUUAGUCACGCGGCCUCGAGGAUGAAUGUUUUUAGUCAUUUUAUUAUCAUAGUGCUUUUCAGUUGCUCAAAACCAUUUUGUAUUUUUGGACCGGGGGUUCCAAAAUGGCAUUACUGCAGAAAAGUUCCUUCGUAUUUUCGGACAUUUCCUACUUCAAUUAUCCAUUUUACGUUGUGUGUACGAGCAGUUGCCGUUAUUUGCGCUCUUGCUCGGUACUUACUACAGGUUUUCCCAGUCAUUUUAAUCCAAGUGCCAUCGAAAUUAAUCCACGUGCCAUGCAAACUUUAUGGGGCAUGGAUUAAUUUAGCUGGCACUUGGAUUAAAAUCGCCAGGAAAACCUGCAGAUAACUGUUCUAGAGUUUGCUUGUUUAUUAAUUUGCUGCUUAAAGCAUAACACUAUAAGCUUUUCAUUUUGUUAUAUAUUGUAUCGUUAUACGUACAUGUGCUCAUAACCGCAAUGUUUUUUUAAGCCCUAGUAAGCCUAGUAAGCCUUAGUUUGCCUUGCUAUUCAGGAACAAUAUGCAGUCUACCCUCGAUACGUGAACAGCUAAAUUUCUCAGGGAUUUCUCAAAGAAUUCGUAUAACGGGGCUUUGAAUUAACAGAAGGGUGAAGGGAGAUCUCUAUAAGACUCGAUAAACACCCCACCUAGUACAGAAAAUACAUAAAGCAUCUUACAUAGGAUGAACAUUAAUACAUUGUCGCUUGAUUGCACAUAAUUUUUCUGUCUUUGUUUCUUUCUCUCUCGUUGAUGUUACCCUCGACGUUCUGCUUUACAACCUGGAAGUGGUUGCAAAGCAGUGACCAGUUACUCUUUACAGCAGCAUCUCCAGCACCAGUAGCCGCCACUGCUGUUAUCGUUGCUGUAAAAGUUGACUUUCCAGUGACUAGUAUCAAUGAGUGGAAACCAGCCUGCCCAAAGUUGCUUCUGCAAGUACCUUGUUUAUCCCUUGCCAACCACUUUCACUUUGCCCUUCCUGAAGCGGGCAUUACACCAAAGUCCAGUAGGACAGUUGCCUGCUCGUUUUUGCCCAAGAAACUCUUGUCGCCUUUCCUGCUGCGUGGACACCCGGUUCUUUGUUGACCGACCAGGUUCGUUUCUUCAAAAUGGGCUUCGUUUGAGGGUUCAUGAGAUGAGGAGCGCAUAUAAGGGAAAUAACUUCUCCCUUUCGUAAAACGAGGGACUUUGUAAACAAAAGCUUCACAAGUCGAGGGACGGCUGCAUAUAUAAAGGUGCCAUAAGUGGUUUUUCGACAUAUCUAUUGUCCUAGCUUUUGUGAGAGUUGAAUCUGUUCUGUUACAGUAGGAAUUUUUUUGUAGGAAUGUAAUAAGAACGCAGCGUUUUUUUGUGUACGAUAUUUACAGUGACAAAGAAUGUAAGAUACGGUUGCCAUGUGAUGAACAGAACUUAUGUGUAUGUCGCAUACUUAAAUACAGUCGACCCUCGUUUAUCCGGACGGCUCCGUUUCCUGUGAAAAUGUCCGUAUAGCGGGGGAUCCAGAUAAGUGAAACAUGAAAAUCCAGAGUGAUCCUAAAAGGACAUCUUUAUUGACCAUUACACAGACAACUAUCCAUUGUCAUCUGUUUCAUUCUAAUACACGCAUCCAGUUCUUGCAAACCUUUGCUAAGGGCAUUAACUUGGGAAAAAUUGUUCUGUUGCUCUAGCGCUGUUAAAAUAAAAAUACUAGCGCUGUUCUCAGUGCUGCCCGCGCAUUUUCUACCGUCAUAGCUGGUGCAUCCCUGCUUUCAUCAUCAGAUUCUUGUUGAACACUAUCGGAAGCGACGACACUGACGAUGUUGUCCUCUGUGAUUGCAGUGCAGGGGUCCUCAUUGCGGAGCUUCUCAGUCAGAAAUGACCAGGCUGCUCAGUGGAUUACUUUUGUGUAACCAGCAAAGUGGGAAAGGGAGAAAAUUCUUCCUAGCAACACCCUCUUUGUGUCAGUAAAAAGGAGGUCACGACCAGGGUUCUCGACCUCGCUUGACUAGGUGUUUGGGCCAAGUGUCCUUCCUGGACAAUGACCGGAUAACUGAAGCCGAUUGUUCGGUAUUAGUCACUUCUGUUCCCUGGAAUUCUCGUCCGAGUCCGGAAGCUGAAGUCUGGAUAAACGAGGGCGAAAUACAGGGGGAGAAAUCCGUCCCCAUGCUUUUUUGUCCGGAUAGCGCAGGAUCCAGAUAAAUGGAGUCCGGAUAAACGCGGGUCGACUGUAAUAGUAUUAAAUGGGCAAUGACAGCAAAGUGUUUACUUUAGCUGCCAUAUUUGUCGUCUGCAGUUGAGCCAUACAGUUGUUUCGUUCUGUAAACUUUUUUGUUUGGUUUUUAUUUUAUUAUUUUUACCGAAUUAAGAGUGAUAAUGCUAGAUUUUUUUAAAAACAUCUAGCACUUCUGUGUUGAAUUGUACCAAAGGUUUAUCAGUGAUAAUAAGGUGAUUGUGUGAAGUUUUUGCAAAUAAAUUAUGGAAAUUUCUCAGGCAGAAAUUUCCUGACACAAAAUGA